UCGGAAGCCGCAUGGUCUAAUAGUUUCAGUGAAUCAGAGUCUGCUUUGGCGAGAAACGCUCAUCAUACUUUUACUUUACCAAAAGUUAGCACCAGUUGCACGCAGAGACAAUACAAAAUUCAAAGAUGUCUGACCAGCUCUACGCCGUCGCUGACUUCUGUCUCAUCCCCAUGGGUCUUUCUGUCCCUUCUGUUGGCCCUCAGAUCGCAGAAUGUCAGAAAGUUCUUGAGAAGUCUGGACUGGAAUACAAGUUGCACGGUUACGGAACUAACAUUGAAGGUCCCUGGGAUGAAGUUAUGAAGGCGAUCGGAGACUGUCACAAGGCUGUUCACGCCAUGGGUACCCCUAGAAUUGCGACCGAUAUCAGGAUUGGUACUCGAACGGACAAGAGUAUCACCUCUGGAGGAAACGAUGGGAAAGUCAAGCGUGUCGAAGAGAUCCUCGCCAAAGAGUCAUCCAAAGCAUAAAUAAUUAAAAGGAACGGAUGGGCCUGGGACAGAAGGAUAAAUGCAUCCUACAAGUAUAAAUUCUU
Messenger RNA from Cryptococcus deneoformans JEC21, 532 nucleotides. Its product is annotated as cell wall organization and biogenesis-related protein, putative. The transcript has 6 exons. The record is from RefSeq and is a predicted model, not a curated record. NCBI's taxonomy places the organism in Eukaryota, Fungi, Basidiomycota, Tremellomycetes, Tremellales, Cryptococcaceae. The coding region runs from base 126 to 467 and encodes 113 amino acids. Gene Ontology annotation, cellular component: cytosol.